This is a messenger RNA of Hydatigera taeniaeformis, 522 nucleotides long. The record is from the annotation of a GenBank genome assembly. Lineage: Eukaryota; Metazoa; Platyhelminthes; Cestoda; Cyclophyllidea; Taeniidae.
AUGCGACGUCACCUUCCGCCUCCGCUUCUUCGCCCUCUCCUCCUCUUGCCUCGCCUCGGCUCCACUCUGCUCCGCUCGGCUCGGGUCGGCUCGCUCUCCUUCAUCCGCAUUGGUUGGCGAUUUCGACUAUUUGACAGUUUGCCACGGCUCCUUUCCUCCAACUGUUCUGCCUCCCUCGUUGCUCACGAUGGAUGCACUGCUGGUCAAUAUGGUGGAAUGAAACUGACGAAACGCAGGAAGGCCAUCACCUUCGUAGCUGGUUUUUCUGGCGACCUCUUCUUUCUCCCCUUCCCCACUCAUUUAUCUCUUCUUCCGCAUCUACAUCCAUAUAUGCAGUCUUGUGGCAGCUACUCUGCCGCACGUCUUCUUCGCUUUAGUACGGGCGGAGUGGCCAUCUUACUUGACACUAGCAGCAUGACCUUGAUGGAGCUUCGGAGACUUACCAUUAAUGAGGACGUUGAAUGGGGUGGUCAGAGUGUAUCCAUUGGUUUUAGUCAUUUUGAAGCCUUUUACUCCAUUUAG